Molecule: messenger RNA, 705 nt
Organism: Hylaeus volcanicus
Lineage: Eukaryota; Metazoa; Arthropoda; Insecta; Hymenoptera; Colletidae
Exons: 3
Coding region: 84-587 (167 amino acids)
Source: RefSeq, a predicted model, not a curated record
CAGUGAGUUGUAAAAAUUCCCAGUUACGUUACCGCUUAAUGAUCACUGUGUAAAGACGAUUAUAAAUCCAGAUUAAGGACUUUAUGGAACGCGCGAAACACGACUGGAGCACGAAACACGAAGACAUGCUUAAAAUCUUAGAGAGUCGGGCCACCGCGGGAAAGUAUCAUGCUACGUGCUACUGUAUGUUUCUUCUGCCAUCGGCAUUGUUUAUCAUGACAUGUCACAUAGCAUCUUUCAUUCUAAUCAAAGAGACUGGGAACGGGACUCGAACAAACUAUUUUCCAAUAAUGACGGAAUACAUGAUCGACGAGGAAAAGUACCUGUACCUCAUUGUAUUCCAUCAGAACUUAUCUUUGUUGAUAUGCGCAAGCGUAUACAUGGGUACGGAAGCAUUGUACAUUAUGUGGCUGCAUCACGCCGCCAGCCUGUUCGAAGUCUCUAGUUACCAUAUCCAAGAAGCAGUAUCCAAGGGAUCUGUUCAGCAGAACGAUUCUCAAGAGCUAGUGGAUUUUAACAGUAAAAGGUCUAUAAUAAGCGCAGUAAUUGCGCAUAGGAAGGCGACAAGGUCAGUAUUUGCUCGAUGAUAUCACAUUUACGUGUAAAUUACAUAUUUGCUUUUACAUACGAAGCACACCACCAUUUAAUCUUUCCACGCGAUUACAUUUUAAACCAUUGAGUUCAGAAACAAAUGUUUUAGAAUAU